AUGCCUAGCAAGUACGACGAUGGAGAGAGUCGGCUAAAUGAAUAUGAAGUAAUAAAAAAAAUUGGGAAUGGGAGAUUUGGGGAGGUAUUUCUUGUGAAACACAAGAGAAGCCAGGAAUUUUUUUGCUGGAAAGCUAUAUCAUAUAGAGGAUUAAAAGAGAGAGAAAAAUCUCAAUUAGUGAUAGAAGUGAAUGUUAUGAGAGAAUUAAAACAUAAGAAUAUAGUUCGAUAUAUUGAUCGGUUUUUAAAUAAAGCGAAUCAAAAAUUAUAUAUUCUUAUGGAAUUUUGUGAUGCGGGAGAUUUAUCAAGAAAUAUACAAAAAUGUUAUAAAAUGUUUGGAAAAAUUGAAGAACAUGCAAUUAUAGAUAUCACAAGACAAUUACUACAUGCUUUAGCUUAUUGUCAUAAUUUAAAAGAUGGACCCAAUGGUGAGAGAGUAUUACAUAGAGAUUUGAAACCACAAAAUAUAUUUUUGUCAACAGGUAUAAGACAUAUUGGAAAAAUAACAGCACAAGCAAACAAUUUAAAUGGGAGACCUAUUGCUAAGAUUGGAGAUUUUGGAUUAAGUAAAAAUAUAGGUAUUGAAAGUAUGGCUCAUUCAUGUGUUGGUACACCAUACUAUUGGUCUCCUGAAUUGUUAUUACAUGAAACUAAGAGUUAUGAUGACAAAAGUGACAUGUGGGCUCUUGGUUGUAUUAUAUAUGAAUUGUGUUCAGGUAAAACUCCUUUUCAUAAGGCGAAUAAUUUCUCUCAACUAAUUUCCGAAUUGAAAAGAGGACCUGAAUUACCCAUUAAAGGAAAAUCAAAAGAGUUAAAUAUUUUGAUUAAAAAUUUACUAAGUUUGUCAGCUAAGGAAAGGCCUAGUGCAUUACAGUGUCUAGGCUAUCAGAUUAUUAAGAAUGUUGGUUCUGUUGGUGGCAUAACUGGUGAUGCUGUGCCUACCGAUAUGACUUGUGAUGUGGUUCCCACUUCUACUUCCACAGUUGGAGGAGGAGGAGGAAGAGGGCUUCACCCGUCUGUAGUAGUUGUUAGAAGGAGAAAUUCAUCGAAAAAUCACGAUGGAGUAGAUAUAGUUAGUACCAUGGAAAAGGGUAAAAAUAUAGAUACGGUUAAUUAUGGUACUGCACAAAGUGCUCUAAUAAAGAAAAGAAAUAGCGAACGCGAGAGGAGAAGUUCUAGCUGUGUGAGUAGACAAAGUCCAAACAUUAUAAGAAGUAAAGAUGAUAGAAAGUGUAACCAAGAUGUACCAACCAAUUCGCAUGUGUAUAGUGAACAUUAUGGAAAUAGGAUCGACAAGGACCAUUUGGAGAAGGUGAGGAUCGAAAAAGAAAAUGCACAACGAAAGGCACUCGAAAUGAAGAUGCUAGAGAAAAAGAGACUUCAGAGGGAGAAAGUGGAAAGGGAGCGUGCUGAACGGAUUGAGCGGGAGAAAAUGGAACGACAGCGAGUGAGUCGAAUGGAAAGGGAGAGAUUGGAACAAGCUGAACGGAUUGAGCGGGAGAAAAUGGAACGACAGCGAGUGAGUCGAAUGGAAAAGGAGAGACUGGAACGAGCUGAACGGAUUGAGAGAGAACAAGCUGAACGGAUUGAGAUAGAACGAGCUGAACGGAUUGAGAGAGAACAAGCUGAACGGAUAGAGAUAGAACGAGCUGAACGGAUUGAGAGAGAACGAGCUGAACGGAUUGAGAGAGAACGAGCUGAACGGAUUGAGCGAGAUAAGCUACAGAAAGGUCGAAGGAACACUUAUUUUAUUAAAGGUAUGGAGGAUGCGAAUAGCAUAGAUAGCCGUGAUGGAAGGAGUAACAGCGGAGUUCGCAUUGGUGGAAUGAACAGUGGAGGGAAACACAUACCGACAAUGCGGAGUACCGAGAUGCACGCACCAGCAUUGCGGAGUACCGAGAUGCACUCACCAGCAUUGCGGAGUACCGAGAUGCACUCACCAGCAUUGCGGAGUACCGAGGUGCACUCACCGGCAAUACACUGCAGUGCGUAUAAUGCACCGUAUAACAACAUACAAAACAGUGUGCGUAACAGAACAAGCGCGUGUAGCAAAGAAAAUUCUAUUAGAAAUGAGAGAUCAGGAUCGAGAACGAAUCAAGGAAGGAAGAAUGAUAAUUUCCCCAGAAUGAAAGAAACGUUUGAACAUGUGAAUAAUUACAAAAGAUAUGUGUAUGAUAAUAGGAGUUCCAACAAGUAUGAAGAAAAUUUAGAAAAAAGUGAUAUAAACACAUACUUGAAAAGGAGUUCCAUGAGUACUACGGCCUCUUGUAGUAACGCUAUACAGACAAGAGGCAACACGGGAAUGAAAGUGAAUAAUGGGCAUGACAAUGAUGAAAAUUAUGGUGUGUAUAAUAACCGCACUGUGAUGGGUAAUCAGCACAGUAUGAACUCGGUGGAGAAUAGAAAAUAUGGAGAUCAUAACAAUUAUAACAUCAGUAAUGUCGCAAGCAAUGUCGCAAGCAAUGUCGCAAGCAAUGUCGCAAGGAAUGCCGGAAGCAAUGCCGGAAGCAAUACCGUCAACAUGAUGAAAAAAACAGUUGACAUUUACAAGGGAACUGCAAAUUCGAUGUGCUCGCCGGGUUCUGAAUAUGAGAGGAUCUAUAACAAUCCCCGUGGAAGAAAUGGUCGUAGUGGUGGUAGCAGUAGUGGGGAAAGAGGAGUAGGGAGAAGCGAUUGUAUUGGAGGCCGAAUUGGUGGAAGCGUGGCCAGAAGCAGAGGUAAUGACAGUGAGAAGGACAGCGUGACUUGCAAAAGUAACAGAAUAUCAAACGUUUACUUCAAUGAUAAUGCAAGAAGAAGUGUGAGUGCCAUGCCACAUAUGAAUAUAAUCAAUACUAGAAAAUCGAACAUGUAUAAUAAUGCUUGUGAUAAUGAAGGCUCAUUUAAUAAAAAAGUUAUUCAUCCCCCGCGGAAUUAUAAACUACUUGAGAAAGACAGAGAAGAAUAUCUUCUUGAAAAGAGGAAGAUAAUUCUAGAAAAAGACAAGGGAGGAGGAGGAGGGACAUAUGACAAAAUUUGUCAUGACAAUGAUUAUAUUUAUACCAUUCCCCAUGGGUAUGAUAGAUGCGAAAACAAGAGGAAACCGAAUGAACAGGACAGGCGAAAUAGAAGCAUCUCCAUGUGUAUAAAUGAGGAUGGGAAACGAAGGGAUUCCUCAUGCAAUAUGAAGAAAGAAUACCAAGAGGAUCAGGAGGGGAUGGAUGAGCAUGAUAAUAGUUACGUCAUUAAAAGGAGGGAUAUGUAUGCCUUGAAAAAUUUUACCCAUAAUGGUCAAGACACGUACGACAGAAAUAGGUACACGUGCAGGUAG
Molecule: messenger RNA, 3309 nt
Organism: Plasmodium gonderi
Lineage: Eukaryota; Apicomplexa; Aconoidasida; Haemosporida; Plasmodiidae
Product: NIMA-related protein kinase
Exons: 2
Coding region: 1-3309 (1102 amino acids)
Biological process (GO): protein phosphorylation; chromosome segregation
Cellular component (GO): cytoplasm; centrosome; nucleus
Molecular function (GO): protein kinase activity; ATP binding
Source: RefSeq, a predicted model, not a curated record